AUGGCCUCCCCAGCAGCAGCGUGCAGCCUCCCGACCCCCACAGCGCCUUCCCUCGACGCCAAACCCGUGGACGAGGCCGGCCUCCGCCGCUUGAGACGCCGCCGGCGCCGCCGCUGCAUCUGCAUCUGCGCCCUGGUCACCCUCGGCGUGCUCCUGCUCCUGGGCGUCACCCUCCUCGUCCUCUUCCUCACCGUGUUCCGCGUGCGCGACCCCACCACGCGCCUGCUCUCCACCCGCCUCGUCGGCCUCGCGCCCAGCCUCACCCACCCAAACUUCACGCUGCUGCUCACCGUGGCCGUGCACAACCCCAACCCGGCCUCCUUCGCCUACGCCUCCGGCACCACCGGCCUCUGGUACCGGGGCGCCCACGUCGGCGACGCCCAGGUCGACCCCGGACGCAUCCCUAGCAAGGGGGACGGGGUCGUGCAGCUGGAGAUGACGGUGCUCACCGCCGGCUUCACCAAGGACAUGGCGCAGCUGAUCAGGGACAUCGAGGCCGGGUCGCUGCCGCUGGACGCCAACGCCAGGAUCCCGGGGAGGGUGGUCGUCUUGGGCGUGUUCAAGCUCAACGUCGUGGCCUACUCUGACUGCCACAUCGUCGUCGGCUUCCCGGACAUGGAGAUCCGAGGCCAGGACUGCCGCGACCACGCUAAGCUCUGA
Molecule: messenger RNA, 660 nt
Organism: Triticum dicoccoides
Lineage: Eukaryota; Viridiplantae; Streptophyta; Magnoliopsida; Poales; Poaceae
Exons: 1
Coding region: 1-660 (219 amino acids)
Biological process (GO): defense response to other organism
Source: RefSeq, a predicted model, not a curated record